Phyllostomus hastatus (greater spear-nosed bat) is the source of this 1329-nucleotide messenger RNA. It is a transcript of the gene LRRC39, whose product is annotated as leucine rich repeat containing 39. Bases 236 to 1249 code for a protein of 337 amino acids. Gene Ontology annotation, molecular function: protein binding. The record is from RefSeq and is a predicted model, not a curated record. NCBI's taxonomy places the organism in Eukaryota, Metazoa, Chordata, Mammalia, Chiroptera, Phyllostomidae. The transcript is spliced from 9 exons.
AGACCGAGGCUGGCAUUACCUUUCACUUGGUUACCGACCGACAGAGGGUUCUACUCAUUCGGAGCCGUGCUGGGAACCGUUCUGCCCAACACACGCCCUUCUGAGCUGAUAACUGGGAACUUUGGGCACGUCAGUUUCUGCACACGCCGACGAUGGUCCUUUCUGAGAGGGCCCCUGGGACUCGGCUGUUCGGAGCUUCAUGACGUCGGCGACUCCGUGACGAUGCGGAGAAAUCAUGUCAGAAAACGUGGCUUGUCCGGGGGCUGUCACUGCUGUCAAGGAAAUCUGGGAAAAAAGGAUAAAGAUACUCAAUGAAGACCUGAAGCGAGAGAAGGAGUUUCAACAGAAGCUGGUGCGGAUCUGGGAAGAACGUGUGACCUUGACCCGGCUGAAGGAGAAGGUCACCAGGGAAAACGGGAGACUCGUUCUGAAGAUAGAGAAAGAGGAAUGGAAGACCCUUCCUGCUUCUCUGCUGAAACUCAACCAGCUGCAGGAGUGGCAACUGCACAGAACUGGUUUGUUGAAAAUCCCUGAAUUCAUCGGAAGAUUCCAGAGCCUCAUCGUGCUAGAUUUAUCGCGAAACACAAUUUCGGAGAUACCCCGCGGGAUAGGACUACUUACUCGACUUCAGGAACUGAUUCUUAGUUACAACAAAAUCAAGACAGUCCCCAAGGAACUGGGUAAAUGUGCCAGUUUGGAGAAACUGGAACUCGCCGUCAACCGAGACAUACGCGAUCUUCCGCUGGAGCUUGGCGGCCUGUCCAGUCUCACUCACCUGGACCUGAGCAUGAACAGCUUCUCGGCCUUCCCUCCCGCUGUGCUGGACAUGCCGGCCCUGGAGUGGCUGGACUUGGGUGGCAACCAGCUCCGACAGCUUCCCGAGACCAUAGACAGGAUGCAAACGCUCCACACGCUGUGGCUGCAGCGGAACGAAAUCACGGGCCUGCCGGAAACCAUGAGCAACAUGAAGAGCCUGGGCACUCUGGUGCUCUGCAACAACCAGCUGCCGGACAUCCCGGCGUUCAUGGAGGAGAUGACCGGCCUGAGGUUUGUCAACUUCAGAGACAACCCCCUGAGGCUGGAACUGACCCUCCCUCCCAGCGAGGGCGCGGAGGCGGAGGAGGAGGAGGAGCGGGAGCUGUUCGGCCUCCAGUUCAUGCACACCUACAUCCAGGAGGCUCAGAGGGCGGCAGAUAACCCAGCCGGCUGUCUGGACACCCCACCGGUCUCCGUGAAUCCGGAUGAAUGACCCCAAUCCGGAUGGCCCGCUGAAGACCACCGCGGGACCGCGAUGACCUCUCAAGUCUGGACUUCUCUCGAGUAAGAAAC